UACGUAUACUGGCUUCAAUUUGUAGUCCCUGGAAGUCAUUGUCGGAAACAGCCCUAUACCGUAUGAUCACACGGGCAACUUCCCAUUUCUUUUAAAAACACAGUAUCACAGCGUUUCUAAUAGUAGCAGUUCAAAACUUCCUAUCCUCGUUGUGCAUUACCGCGGUGGAGCUGGAAGCAACAUCUAGUUGAUGUGUAAUUUACGUAUUGUACGCUUGGAAUAGGCUUUUGCUUCUCUUUCUGUCAGUGGUUUACGCCCCCUUAAGUAUUCUGGUGCUAAAGGUCAAGCCUAAGAAAACAUAAGAACAAGUAUGGCUAUCGAUUGGCUUGGAUUUGUUUAUGCUGCCUUGCUUAUGGUUGGCGGUGUCAUUGGAUAUACUCGCAAAGGCAGUUUGGUAUCUCUUUUGGCUGGAUUAGGUUUUGGCUUUGGGUCAGCUUAUGGAGCAUACUGUGUGACAUGUAACCCAAAGGAUGUGAAAAUAUCACUUUUUUGUGCAUUCAUUCUGGCAUUAGUAAUGGGAAUGAGGUUCAAGAGAUCAAAAAAAGUCAUGCCUGCAGGAGCACUGGCUCUUCUCAGCAUGGCUAUGGUCUUGAGGCUGGUUAUUCUGUUUCUGUGAAACAUUCCUGCAUUUACGGAACACUCAACAACAUUCCUUCUCUACAAUUAAUCUGCAGGCACAAAGAUUUUUGAUGACUAAUGGGACAUUAACAUUUAAGUGUUAAUAGCAUAGAACGUCUACAUGUGCUGAACUGUCAUCAUUGUCUUGUGUUGUCGAUUAUCUGGAAUCGCUUUUAUGAUGUAAUAUUGUAUUAUUAUGCCAGAGAGUUUAACUGGGAAAAUGCAAGCUUGAUAAAUUUCUCAGAAAUAUUUACCAUUCUGAUGAAGCUUUUAAAAAUUACAUUUUAACUCAGUAAAGCAGUGCAGUUGUUUUGAAGGGGGGUACAAUCUGAUUGUGCAGUUAGAAUUGUGCUACUGUUGUUUUUAUAUGAAAGCUAAGAAACAGUACCAAAUGCAAAUUAAAGUGAAAAAUAAAAAUGAAAAAAUGCCUUUCAGGAAAA
Protopterus annectens (West African lungfish) is the source of this 1058-nucleotide messenger RNA. RefSeq names its product transmembrane protein 14A-like. Gene Ontology annotation, cellular component: mitochondrial membrane. The transcript has 5 exons. Gene Ontology annotation, biological process: regulation of heme biosynthetic process. The record is from RefSeq and is a predicted model, not a curated record. Lineage: Eukaryota; Metazoa; Chordata; Ceratodontiformes; Protopteridae. Bases 311 to 616 code for a protein of 101 amino acids.